AGGACGGGCACAGCCGGUGAGCAGGAGGCGCAGCCGGGAUGCUGACAGAAAAGCGCACAGCUGCUCCCGUCACCUGCGCUGCGCCAUAGGCAGUAACGGCGCACGCACAUGCGGUUAAAUGUUGCGGUACAAACACCAACAUGCAUGUGUCGCUGUCCGGACGCACCGAGCGCGCGCUCUUCUUGACUUGACAGCCUGGCGGCGCGGCGCGCGCCGUGACAGGGACGUCCGCUGUCCACGGUGCUGACGGGUCGCGUCCGUUCUGCAGCCGGGCUCGGCUCGGCUCGGUCCGUCGGCCUCUCGAGCGCAAUUUUGCACACGCCUGCGUGUGUGUCGCGUUGACCGGCGUGCAGGAGCGGAGGAGGCGGAUGCGUUUGCCCCCGGGGGAAUUUGCGAGAUCACCUUUGUCGUUCACCUUGAAAAUAACAAAACGCCUGAAAGGUUCAUGGAUCAUAUGCAGAAGAAACAACUCAGUGCUGAUCUCCGUGGGCCCAGAACGCAACCCGGACCCUGUGCAGUGACUGGAGGCGGACCCGCUUUGCCCCCGCAGCUUGAAAUCCACGAGCCGCCUCACAUCAUGACAUCCGAGGUGCUGAAAAAGCCGCGGGACCCGAGCCGCGUCCAUCCUGCGCCUGCGCCUUCCAGGACGACGACGUCCGGGUCCACUCCAGCGACACUGGCGAUCAUCGGCCGGCCGAGACCAACCGCCCUCGGAGCCAAACCGGCUCCGAAGCCGCCCAGGACCUCAGCGGACCCCAGCAUGGAUAUCGAUUUAAGCCCCGUCUGCAUCCCGGGCCCUCAGAGUGCCAACGUCCUGCCACACUCUCCCACAGACACCUCGCUCCCCCGUCUCAGUCCCCAGAGUCCCCGCAGCCCCCUGUGCUACAGCGGCCGGCCUCACCUCAGUCCCCUCGACCCGACCGCGCCCUCCGGCCUCAGCCCUCAGCCUCAGAGGACCGGCUCCACGCAGGUCCAGGCUCAGCCCGAGAGGCCGGGACCGGAGAGCAGCGACUUCAGGGUGCACAUCGUCACAUGGAACGUGGGAUCAGCCGUCCCCCCGGAUGACAUCACCUCUCUGUUCGGCCCGGGCGUCUCGGACGGGAGCGUCGACGUGGUGAUCAUCGGACUCCAGGAGGUCAACUCCAUGAUAAACAAGAGGCUGAAGGACGUGCUGUUCUCGGACCAGUGGAACGACCUGUGCAUGGACACGCUCUGUCCCUUCGGAUACGUCCUGGUGGCCUCCCAGCGAAUGCAGGGGGUGCUGCUGCUGGUUUUCGCUAAAUUCUGCCACCUUCCAUUCCUCAGAGGUGUGCAGACACAGAGCACUCGCACAGGACUCGGGGGAUGCUGGGGGAACAAAGGGGGCGUCAGCGCCAGGAUGACGGUGUUCGGGCACCCGGUGUGCUUCCUCAACUGUCACCUGCCGGCUCACAUGAGGAACCUGGAGCAGAGGAUGGAGGACUUCGAGAGCAUCCUGCAGCAGCAGCAGUUCGAGGGCGGCGCCGCCACCGGCGUUUUAGACCACGACGUCGUGUUUUGGUUUGGGGAUUUGAACUUCCGCAUCGAAGACUACGACAUCCACGUGGUGAAGUGUGCCAUCGACAGCAACAAGCUGCCUCUGCUGUGGGAGCGGGAUCAGCUCAACAUGGCUAAAAGCACAGCGUCUGUACUGGACGGCUUCAUGGAGGGUGCGCUCAGCUUCCCACCCACCUAUAAGUUCGACGUGGGCACCCACACGUACGACACCAGCGCCAAGAAGAGAAAACCCGCCUGGACCGACCGCAUCCUCUGGCGCCUGCGUCGCACCGGCUCCCCGGUUCCUACCCACAAUGCAGCGCUGCAGCGUGGGCUCACCUCAUGGUUGGGCGGCGCAACCAAAGUGACCCAGUGUUCGUACCAAAGCCACAUGAGCUUCACCAUCAGCGACCACAAGCCUGUUUCUGCCCUCUUCUCUCUGCAUUUCCCGUUCAGGGUGGACAUGCCGCUGGUGGAGCUGCAGGCGAACAAGGAGUGGUGUAAAGCCUCUGAUGCCACAGUCAGAUUCACCGUCGCAUCAGCUUAUCAGCGCAGCUCCUGGGACUGGGUGGCGAUAUACAAGGUCGGGUUCAGACAUUACAAAGAUUAUCAGGCGUACGUGUGGGCCAAGGGGGAGCAUGCGACGCAGGUGACAUUUUCAGAGGAAGAAUUGCCACGAGAAGACUGUGAAUACAUCCUGGGCUACUACAGCAAUAACAUGAACAGCAUCGUUGGACUGAUGACAUCAAUUCAGAUCCGGAUACCCGUCCACAGCCCCGCUGCCAAUCGUUCCGACAGUUCCGACCUCAGCUCAGAGGACGACAGCACCCUUGUGCUGCUGGCUCCGAACUCCCGCAGCCCAAGCCCGAGCAAACACCACCGCCGCCGCCACCGGCGUAGCCGCAGCCCGGCCGUCCCCGCGCUGUCCUCCAACCCCCUCCCAUCGCUGCAGGGCCUCAGCCUCUGUCCGCGCUCCAAAGACGGGCCGGCGCCGAGCCGCUCGCCCUGCUCCGCCGCUAAGAAGGAGCGGCUGGUGUCCCCGGACGCUGCGACGCCGCCGGCCCUCAGCCCCCUCAGCCCCCGCAGCCCCGUGUCGCCGGGGGGUGGGGUGAGCGCGCCGGAGGCCUUGAUCGCUGCCAUCUUAGGCGAACACAGACCAGCUCAGGGCCUCGCGGGAGUCAAACACAUGGGGAAGGCAGGGGAGGCAGACACUGCAUAGAAAGAGCCAUCAGCAGAAGGAAACAGGGAUAUCCAUGCAGCCCGUGUGAUCUGACCCCACACUGUCACUGUGCUCUUAGCUGCAGCACCUCUACUGACUCUACUUACUGUAGUUUGCAAACAUUCCACAUCUUUCUUGGAUCUGUCUCUCAUCCACUGUGUGUUUGUGGGUCUCUAGACUCCCGUUGACAAGUGCUUUUAUAGACUCAUAAGCUAUAUCGUGCGUAAACAAACAUAUUGAAUGUGAAACCAAAGUGAUGGAUGUAACCGGUUAUUACUCAUAGAAGUGGAUCCAUGUAAACAGGCUUGUAUCACAAUAAGGAUACUGAACCAUUGUUAGUGAGCGUGUGUGUUCGAGCUUGUGGGUUAAAACGUGCUUUAAUUACCAACAGAUGAUGGUUUAGAUUAACUCUAUAGUUCUUGGUCUGUAUUCAUCUGCUAUAUCAAACACUAGCGAUAAAGCAUUUUACCACCACAAUCGAUCUGAAUUUUACAUGUGACUUAAACAGCAAUGCGACAUCAGUUUAGCGGCUUUGUGGAUACAGCCCCUGCUCUAUAGAGUGAAUGUGUCUGAAUUACUGUCUGGGUGUGCAAAUAAAAAGAACACAAUUAAA
Molecule: messenger RNA, 3347 nt
Organism: Betta splendens (Siamese fighting fish)
Lineage: Eukaryota; Metazoa; Chordata; Actinopteri; Anabantiformes; Osphronemidae
Gene: inpp5ja
Product: phosphatidylinositol 4,5-bisphosphate 5-phosphatase A
Exons: 13
Coding region: 446-2734 (762 amino acids)
Biological process (GO): negative regulation of peptidyl-serine phosphorylation; phosphatidylinositol dephosphorylation
Cellular component (GO): ruffle; cytoplasm; plasma membrane
Molecular function (GO): phosphatidylinositol-4,5-bisphosphate 5-phosphatase activity; phosphatidylinositol-3,4,5-trisphosphate 5-phosphatase activity
Source: RefSeq, a predicted model, not a curated record